AUGGUCAACUACGUUAGCUUUGUUCUAAUUGCGAUGGCGUCGGUCGCAAUAGCGGAGUCGAGGGUGAUUCCGACUGAGCCUAUUUCUGUGACGCUGGAUACUUACGGCAAUCCUGUAAUGUUUCUGAGAGAAAAGAGGACAGCCGUGCGCCCUUAUCCACACAGAACGAUGAUGUUCACCGGUUACUAUAGACCGAUACGUCGCACAAAUAACGGCGACCAGGCAACAGGCGUUUUCGCACAAGGAAAUGCUGUGAGUGGCGAAGCUUUCUUCGGUGGUGUGCACACACCGCAUCUCAAGGGUGGCCCAGAACCAACCGAGGAAGUGUCCAGCGCCGAGGCACAGGCAGCGCCGGCGUUUGAAGAGCAGGAACGCGAAUAUCAUCAUCAUCGAAACGAGGUGCAUCGCCAUGAGGAGGAGCAGCAUCACGAGCAUCGUUACGAUGAGGAGGAACAGCUUCAUCCUGGCGAUCCGCAUUAUCAUUACCAUCAUCAUCAGGAUUCUUUGACCCCUCAGGGACAUCACGAAUUGGAGCAGAUUCCGUUAACUACAGAAAUUGCGCAACCGCCGUUUACUGCCACGGAAGCAUCCCGACCAAAGGUGCAUCAUACCAAGAAAACGCAUAAGACGCCCGUGACUGUUAACGCUGACGAUGAUGACGACGAUGAGGAUGAAGUGGAUGAGGAAGAUGAUGAACCGGUUGUGCCGUUCGUACCUUUUAAGGGCAACAGACGCCGUCAGAAAUAUCCCCAUUUGAACAACUUCUUCCCUAUGGUCUUCAGCUUUCCAAGACUGGCCACUCGCGCUGGAUCAUCCGGGUCUAUCCCUGGUGCCAUCACUGCCAUCGCAAAUAGUUACUCUACAGGGAAAGGCGGAGUUGCCAGCUCAGUAGCCACUGCCUAUGGCGGAUCUCCAACUGGAAAGAAACAACGCCCGCAGCCUUUUAUAAAGAUGGCGAAAAUCUUCAAACGACAGUCACAGCAACCGGACCAGAGGCUGAUCGUCUUAAACGUACCGCGUACAGUAGACAUGGCGGUGGCUUCGGCCACGGAUACGGUGGUGGAUUCGGACAUGGCGGUUUUGGAGGACAUCACGGUUACGGAGGAUAUCACGGUUACGGAGGUUACGGACAUCACGGUGGUUACGGAGGUUACGGACAUUACGGUGGUUACGGAGGCAGAGGAGGAUUUGGAGGAUUUGGAGGAUUCUAAUUCAGAGUUUAUGUUCUUCGGAAUUAUAUUUGCUGUCUUCGCGAUUGAAGCGCAAUGCCGCUCGCUCACGCUUUCAAAUGUGAGAGACGCAGGCGAUACAAUUUCCGAAAUCACGCCGGACCAAUUAAAGGAGCUAAUUGCAUCGUACGAGGAAAACUUCGAGAAACUCAUAAACUUUGCCGUAAAAAUUAGUGAAAACGAGACCAACAAUAAACGUGAGAUACAAUUUUUAAAGCAGCUAAGCUCAGUUAUCGAACAACUUGUUCAAGAACAAUCAAGAAUUAUGCACGUCAAAUUUAACAAUACAGAUUCUAUCUUGCAGGCACUAAAUAACGUUAAUAGUGUAAAAGAUUUAAUCAAUACUAUAAAAGAGAUCGAUACUGUUUAUCCGGAUGGAGAGAUUACUGACAAGCACAUUCGAAUCAAACGAGCCGCGACUUUUGCAACAUCAGAAGAAUGGAUGAAUAAUAUGUUAAUUGAUAUUCAACGUCAAGUGGUGCAAAUUCGAAAAUAUUUAGACAAGUUAUGCAAGGUCGAACUGGAUAGUCUCUGCAAACUUUACAAGAAGUUGACUACCAAUUCCAGCCAACAACAAGUUGAACGAUCGAUAUCUAUCGGCAGAAGGCCACAAUCGAGGCCAGCUGUCGAGAGAAUUGAUAGAACUAUUUUUCGAGAACUCCUCCACAACACGUUUCACGUAAUUACCGAAGACACUCUGGUAGAGCGCUUAUUUUGUUGUUGGGAUCGAGAGAUCGAGAGUGCUAUCAGACUUGAACCGUGGAUCAUGGGACUCGACGUGUUCCUACGGGGUAGUCUACGUGACAAAAUCGUUUUCUGCUUUCACGUGUACGAUCUAAACAAUGACGGAUACAUCACAAAAGACGAAAUCUUUCAGCUGCUCAAAAAUUGCCUGAUAAAGCAGCCUGGUGAAGAAGAUCCAGACGAAGGAGUGAAAGAUCUAUCGGAGCUGGCCUUGAAGAAACUCGACGUCGAUCACGAUGGAAAAAUAUCAUUUCGAGAUUAUGAGACAGCGGUUAUAGAGGAACCGCUAUUACUAGAAGCGUUCGGACAGUGUCUGCCUACUGAUGAAAGUUGCGCAGAUUUCUUGGCGACUCUUCAGCCCUGA
Molecule: messenger RNA, 2337 nt
Organism: Cyphomyrmex costatus
Lineage: Eukaryota; Metazoa; Arthropoda; Insecta; Hymenoptera; Formicidae
Exons: 14
Coding region: 1-2337 (778 amino acids)
Molecular function (GO): calcium ion binding
Source: RefSeq, a predicted model, not a curated record